Molecule: messenger RNA, 652 nt
Organism: Drosophila hydei
Lineage: Eukaryota; Metazoa; Arthropoda; Insecta; Diptera; Drosophilidae
Exons: 5
Coding region: 209-652 (147 amino acids)
Source: RefSeq, a predicted model, not a curated record
UUAAAGUUAAAACAGCAGCAGCAGCAGCAAAAACUUCAGCAAGUGUUAGUUGAAAGCCAGGCUUAACUGUUAAAGCUCGCAGGCAGAGCAUGGAUUACGAUUACGCCUCCAACAUAGCAAUAGCAGCAGCAGCAGCAGCAGCCGCCGCCGCGCUUGAGCCAAAGCUAACAAUUGGAACACACUAAAUGAACGCCAUUCGGCCACAAAAAUGCCGCCGCUGCAAGGACGUCGACAGUUAAUCACCCGUCUUGCCCGCGUCCACAGAGUCAAUGUGAAUAUUGGCAGCUACAUUAAUCGCAACGCGACAAAUACAAAAAUAACAAGAACCACAACGCAUAAAAUACGAACUAGAGAUCGAUUCAGAUUCAGAAGCAGCACCGAGCAGAGGCAGCGCAGCCGAGCCGUGGGCCAUUUCCAAUUCCAUCUGCGCGGAGCAGGACUCGCAGCUGUAGACGUUGCCACAGUAGUCGCUGCCUCGCUUACUGUUAACUCGACAUGUCAGGCAGAGGAACAGCAUAUAACACGCAAUCGUUUGGCAGGAUCACAAUACAAAACAGUUGCCGUUGCAAUUGAUCGCCAGCAAGCAGCAAUGGAGCAAGCUGCCCCCUGGCUGCGUGCCCCCGUCUGUGGCAGCGGCAACAUUGCCUGCUAA